Molecule: messenger RNA, 2703 nt
Organism: Hypomesus transpacificus
Lineage: Eukaryota; Metazoa; Chordata; Actinopteri; Osmeriformes; Osmeridae
Gene: chrm4b
Product: cholinergic receptor, muscarinic 4b
Exons: 2
Coding region: 129-1667 (512 amino acids)
Biological process (GO): adenylate cyclase-activating adrenergic receptor signaling pathway
Cellular component (GO): plasma membrane
Molecular function (GO): G protein-coupled acetylcholine receptor activity
Source: RefSeq, a predicted model, not a curated record
GGCAGCUUUAGAGGAGUGGGCUGAGAGGCUCUGAGACAGAGCAGGACCCAGCAGGACCUGGGAGAGUCGGGUUUAGACUGGUAACCGAGAUGCUGAAUGACGUCAUGUAAACAUAGGACCACAGUGUGAUGAGUGUUGACUGGACAAGUCACCAAAGAAGUCUUUCUGAUUCUGAACCUUCCAGCAUGGACGGAAGACAGGCUGAGACAGGGGAGCUGUCUCUGAACUUCAGUACUAAGGAUCCUAACACCAGUUGGGUCGGUUCCUGCGGUAACGGCUCGUGUCGGUCGUCCUGGCGACCAGGAUGCUCCUACGGCACAGCCGGACUGGUCCUCAUUGCCGUGUUCACCGCCUCCCUCAGCAUCCUCACCGUCCUCGGCAACGCUCUGGUGAUGCUGUCAAUCACAGUCAACAAGCAGCUGCAGACCAUCAAUAACUACUUCCUGUUCAGCCUGGCGUGUGCGGAUCUGAUUAUCGGGCUCCUUCCCAUGAACCUCUACAGCCUCUACCUCAUCAUGGGCUACUGGCCGAUGGGAGCUGUAGUCUGUGACCUGUGGUUGGCGCUGGACUACGCGGUCAGUAACGCCUCGGUCAUGAACCUCCUCCUGAUCAGCUUCGACCGCUACUACUGUGUGACCCAGCCUCUGGUCUAUCCGGCCCGGCGCUCCCCUAGGGUGGCCAGGGGCAUGAUCGCGGCGGCCUGGCUGCUCUCCUUCUUCCUCUGGGUGCCUAUCAUCCUUCUGUGGCAGCACCUGCACCACACGCUGCCUGAGGGGAAGUGUUACAUCCUGCUCCUUGCCAGCCCCACUGUCACCCUGGCAACCACCCUCCCCUCCUUCUACCUCCCUGCCGCCAUCAUGAUAGUCCUGUACACCCGCAUCUCCCUGGCCAGCAGGAGCCGGCUGGCCGAGCUGCGCUUGGAGGGCAGGAAGAGGGGGACCUCUAGUGGUGGAUGCCGGCGCGGCACGCGCAGGAAGGGUGGAGCUGUGUCCUCUGAGAUGGAGAGGGACUGGGACAAGGUUCAUGAGGUCGCCUCCGUUGAAGUUGAGACCAGUGUCGGGCCGAAGCAGGACGCACGUCUCUCAAACGCUCCUCUUGAUUGUACAGGGGAGGCCAAAAUAGAAACCACUUCUGAUAUCCCUCACGCAGCGCUCUCACCCAGAGAGACCACGCCAGAUGCCACACUCUCACCCAGAGAGACCACGCCAGAUGCCACACUCUCACCCAGAGAGACCACGCCAGAUGCCACACUCUCACCCAGAGAGACCAGAGCAGUGUUCAGCCACCCCACCACAGUGGUUCAACCACGCCCUCCUCACAACGACUCCUGUGGAUCAGAAGCGCUGCAGGCUCUCCCCAGGUCCAGUAGGAGCCAGGCGAAGACACGGAGGCGGGUCGGAGUGAGGGAGAGGAAGGUGACCAGGACUGUCUUAGCUAUCCUGCUGGUCUUCCUCCUCACCUGGACCCCCUACAGCGUCAUGGCCGUCAUUGGAACAUUCUGUCACUACUGUGUGCCUGACACCAUGUGGACCCUGGGAUACUGGCUCUGCUACAUCAACAGCACCAUCAACCCUGCCUGCUACGCCCUCUGCAACCCCACCUUCAGAAGAACCUUCCGCAACCUUCUACGGUGUCGCUGCAGGAACAUGGGACGGAUGUGCAGGUGAAUGGGACGGAUGUGCAGGUGAAUGAGACGGAUGUGCAGGUGAUUGGGACCGAUAUGCAGGUGAAUGGACCGGAUGUGCAGGUGAAUGGGACGGAUGUGCAGGUGAAUGAGACGGAUGUGCAGGUGAAUGGGACCGAUAUGCAGGUGAAUGGGACGGAUGUGCAGGUGAAUGGGACGGAUGUGCAGGUGAAUGAGACGGAUGUGCAGGUGAAUGGGACCGAUAUGCAGGUGAAUGGGACCGAUGUGCAGGUGAAUGGGACGGAUGUGCAGGUGAAUGAGGAUAGGAUAUCCUCAUAAUAAAAUACGGUUUGUUUGUCAAAACAAUUCUGUUCACUGUUAUUCUGUCCACAUAGUGACUUCAUGUGAUGAUGGCAAAAUGCCAUAGAGAUGUUUGAUUAGGAGUGAUUAGUUAGCUGUGUUGGAAAUCCUGUAUUACAACUGAAAUAUUACAUGUUUCAAUACCAGUAUCAUUUGUGGAAAGUGAUAUUUUUUUCAAAGUGUGCCUCCGGUUUUUAUUGCAUUGUACUGUAUAUAUUCAAUAUGCAUAGAUACAUUGUAUGAAUUCAUUUUCAUAAUAUAAAUUCAGACAUACCAAACAUAUCGUUGUUAAACAAAAACAGUACAGUUUUAAUUUGUCUUUUUAAACAAACCUCAUUUGUAAUUAUGCCACAAUGUUUCUUCUUUGAUAUCUUACACACUUGCAAAACCUAUUAAUCUACAAUUUUCUAGCAUAGAACUCAUUCAAUAUAUUCAGUAACACCCUCAAUCAUUGUAGAAGCAUUACGAUAUUUUUCAUUGCAUGAUUUGGAUGUUAAUUACCUAAAGCUGUGUAACUAUCUACAAAUGUUUGAGUUCUUCAACAUUUUCAGUUAAAACAGGUGAUAAACUCUUGACUAAAUGAUGACUGAAUUAGGUUUCAUCGUUCCCUAGUAAAAGUAAUAUUUAAAAAGUUUACACCUUUAAUCCAAAAAAGCAAAACAGAAACUACCCUGUGUGGUGACCAGACGUGACACACAGGAAGGACGGGGGGGGGGGGG